AUGGAGUUCCUUUGGAUGAUCUUGACACUCUGCACCCUGGUCAAAACCAAUCCAGCAGAUGUACUCACGAGUGGACCCCCUACGGGAAUUGUUCUCCGUGAUGAUCCAGGACUCCUUAUAACCAUCUGCAGAGUACACACGCCUAGAUGCAGAGAACGUGUACCGCCAACACAUUUCUCCUGCAGCACAUAUGAGUUGGGCCGGGGCUGACUGGACCAACCAGACAGUUAAGCACCCUCAGCUAAACACUGCCCACAUGUUGGCCCAACUCCAAAAGUUCACAGUCACCCAGUCAGAACUAGCAGAGCCCAGGUGAGAAAAACGAUUCCUCGGGCGCUAUUCUCAAUAGGUGCAGCCGUAAGGUCACUAUUUGCUCUAGGUACCACUGCCGUCAACGCAGUCAGUCUAGCCACGGUCAAAAGAAAUGUUAGGGAGAUUUCUGAAGAGAUGCCACUUAUCCAGCAACAGAUGCAAUCACAGGCACUCAGGUUGCAGCAUGUGGGAAGGUCUCUCCAGGACACUAUUCUGGUGGUAAACACACAUGCUACUCUCCUGAACAAAACCCUCGUAUCGGUAGGCAAGCUAGUAGAGGUCAUGAACCAUGACUAUGCCCAUGUCCAAUUGGUUCGAUUGUUGUUGGAGGAUUUUCUCAGUGAAGUUAGCUCUUUUAUGGACCACUUGGCCAUGAAUAGAAUCCCCUCAUAUCUAGUGCCCCUCUCAAUUGUGCACAACAUAUUGACCUCAGCUACCACAACCAUGAUAAAGCCAUUACAGUCACACCUGGCCUAUAGUCUGGGGUCUGCAAUUCCAAUACACGUUGAUGUUAAUCCAAAUGAAGUGGGAUGUUUACUGACGCUGCCGGUUGCUGAACUGGAGAAUAUCUAUAGGUUGAAAACAGUUCUAAAUGUAGGAUUUUGGCGCGACAACACCCAUGUGAAAAUCAUCACACCACCAGUCAUAGCUUAUCAGGAACACAAUCCAGAUUUCUAUCUCAACCCUAACCUGUUAAUGUGUACUCUAACCAAAGACGUCCACUACUUGUGUCCUAGCAAACCCUUCGUCAGGGAUAACAAUGAGCGCCUUUGUGGCCUUAAGCCUAUCACGAGCAAAGAACGCUCUAGAGCCAAACUAACAGCAAGCGGUGGAGUCAUCACCACGCAAGUGGAAGUGGUAGGGAAUCAAUGGCUGAUUAACACCCCAUUCACGUCCGCUACUAUAACUUACGAACGCCAUGACUCAACCACUCAACUGAACCUCCCCAAUCAGACAAUUUUUGUUAAGGUACCAGAGGGGGCGAUUAUCCACAUAGACGACUUAGCCCUAUACCAACUUCCUGACGACAGGAUAGACACAGAUAUUGAAAUGCCUGACGCUUUUGCUAAAUGUUCCCUUGAGUUACCACCAGCUAUUCAAAACCAAAUUAAGUAUGAGGGACCGAUGACUGUUGAUCUUAGCGUACUGAAUGAGGCACUUUUAGUUGACCCGAUUGGAUAUAAGCCAAAAUAUUUGUCUGUCACACGCUCUUGGACGGUGCCAGACAGUAUCCUGAUUCUCUUACCAACAGGGUGGGGGUGGGGGGGGGGGGGGGGUCUUGACACCUUAAUACUGCCAUAAAUUAGAGGAGGAGAAUAUAUAUCUGGCAUUCUAGUAUGGUGAAAGGAAUGCCUUUGUUUCAGAUACUUUUUGCUGCCCAAAAAUAGUUAUGCACGCUCAAGUUUUCAGUUUUUCUUGUUUAUUUCACAAUAAAAAACUAUUUUGCAUCUUCAAAGUGGUAGGCAUGUUGUGUAAAUCAAAUGAUACAAACCCCCACAAAAUCAAUUUUAAUUCCAGGUUGUAAGGCAACAAAAUAGGAAAAAUGCCAAGGGUGUUGAAUACUUUCGCAAGCCACUGUAUAUCAGGUUUACAGUGAGGGAAAAAAGUAUUUGAUCCCCUGCUGAUUUUGUACGUUUGCCCACUGACAAAGACACGAUCAGUCUAUAAUUUUAAUGGUAGGUUUAUUUGAACAGUGAGAGACAGAAUAACCAAAAAAAAAUCCAGAAAAACGCAUGUCAAAAAUGUUAUGAAUUGUUUUGCAUUUUAACCCUCAGCAAAACAUGACUUAGUACUUGGUGGCAAAACCCUUGUUGGCAAUCACAGAGGUCAGACGUUUCUUGUAGUUGGCCACCAGGUUUGCACACAUCUCAGGAGGGAUUUUGUUCCACUCCUCUUUGCAGAUCUUCUCCAAGUCAUUAAGGUUUCGAGGCUGACGUUUGGCAACUCGAACCUUCAGCUCCCUCCACAGAUUUUCUAUGUGAUUAAGGUCUGGAGACAGGCUAGGCAACUCCAAGACCUUAAUGUGCUUCUUCUUGAGCCAUUCCUUUGUUGCCUUGGCUGUGUGUUUUGUGUCAUUGUCAUGCUGGAAUACCCAUCCACGACCCAUUUUCAAUGCCCUGGCUGAGGGAAGGAGGUUCUCACCCAAGAUUUGACAGUACAUGGCCCCGUCUAUCGUCCCUUUGAUGCGGUGAAGUUGUCCUGUCCCCUUUGCAGAAAAAUACCCCCAGAGCAUAAUGUUUCCACCUCCACGUUUGACGGUGGGGAUGGUGUUCUUGGGGUCAUAGGCAGCAUUCCUCCUCCUCCAAACACGGCGAGUUGAGUUGAUGCCAAAGAGCUCAAUUUUGGUCUCAUCUGACCACAACACUUUCACCCAGUUCUCCUCUGAAUCAUUCAGAUGUUCAUUGGCAAACUUCAGACGGCCCUGUAUAUGUGCUUUCUUGAGCAGGGGAACCUUGCGGGCGCUGCAGGAUUUCAGUCCUUCACGGCAUAGUGUGUUACCAAAUGUUUUCUUGGUGACUAUGGUCCCAGCUGCCUUGAGAUCAUUGACAAGAUCCUCCCGUGUAGUUCUGGGCUGAUUCCUCACCGUUCUCAUGAUCAUUGCAACUCCACGAGGUGAGAUCUUGCAUGGAGCCCCAGGCCGAGGGAGAUUGACAGGUCUUUUGUGUUUCUUCUAUUUGCGAAUAAUCGCACCAACUGUUGUCACCUUCUCAUCAAGCUGCUUGGUGAUGGUCUUGUAGCCCAUUCCAUUUUUUUGUUGUUAUUCUGUCUCUCACUGUUCAAAUAAACCUACCAUUAAAAUUAUAGACUGAUCAUUUCUUUGACAGUGGGCAAACGUACAAAAUCAGCAGGGGAUCAAAUACUUUUUUCCCUCACUCUUUAUCCCUUCACGUUGUGUAGAAAAUAUCAAGGAGGAAGACAAUGUUUUUGUGAAUAAAUGAAUGUGAUUUUAGCUCUCUAACAAAAUCAUAGUGAUGAUAAUACUUUUGCCUCGUAACUAGCCACACCCGAGGGAGCUCAGAGAGCGUGUCAGUAUGACGGAAACGCCCCUCUUUACCAGAGUGCAUAAAAUAUUGAGAUAACAAUGAUCAGAUCAGACUAGACGGACCUCAAGCUGCAGCUUUUGUCCAUAUUGGUCCCGACCCUGAAAAUCAACACGAGGUGAAGACCACAAAGUUGCCUCCACUAACAAUCAAUGUUACGGCUGAGUAGCUGUUCUAAGUAUUGUAUCUAAGAAGGUGAAUUUAAGUGAGACCAUCCUGUUACUCUCUUCAAGCCAUCGUCUACUACACUGCUCUCAUCACCCCACAGGGGAUCAUCGACACAGCUGAAUAGCCAUCCUCAGAAGACCACUUCCAGAACGAGUGAAAGUAAACAGAAAUCUAAGAAGAAGGACAUUAUGACCUCUUGUGGACAAUCUGAGCCUUAAAUCUAAAAGGCCAUCCGAAAGAGAAUGACCAAUCGACCCCUUCCCAUGAAUGGUCCAACAGAGAUACACGACGAAGACCUCCAACACGUAAAUACAUGCAUUGCUUUUCUUCCCAAACGGGCCGCAGUUCGGGGCAAAGUAUUAGGAUUACUGUGAGCGUAGGUCCAUGUGUAUCCAAGUGUUUUUUCUCUCUCUCUCUCUCCCUCUCUUUCUCUCUCUCUUUAACUCGCCAUCUUUUGUAACAAGUGUCUUAUUGUGUUAGUCCGCUAGCGACCAGUUUUCAUUGUAUUAAGUUUCUAAUCCCUACCUGUACCGUGUACGUGUUUUUAUCUUGUGUUAUCAUUUUUAAUUAGUUAGUAAAUAAAAAAUUAAAUCAAUUUGUGUGGUAUAGAAUGAUCAGUAAGACCCGGGUUCGUGCAGACUUAAAGAGCCUACAACUUUCAGAAUGAGACUGAUAUGAGGUAAAUGAUUAAUAAAUGACUGAUAAAUGAUAAGAGAUAUCUAGAUAUCUUUAGAGUUAAUUUAGAGAAACGGUAACUCGUUAAACAACUUUUCCCGUGGUGCCCCAAAUUCCUAAUGAGUUCAUUGUUACAUGAUUAAUUUAAUCUAGUAACAAUUAAACAUAGUAGGUAAUUAUUCGAUAAAUAAUAGUCAUCACAAUAAUGAAAGUCACGUUACGACAGUAGUUACAUAGGUUUUACUAUGUAAUUACAUGGUAAAAGGGUUGUUUGUGGAGUCAGUUAUUACACAAUUGGAACAAGGAAUGUGUAAUUACACAUUCACUUGCUGAAGGUUAUUCCACAUCUGUAACUACUGAUGUUAUUAUAUAUUAUCUUAUUCCACUAUGUAACUAAUGUUUUGUAAUUACUAAUUUGAAAGUCACCUGUGAAUUACCCUGUUAACAACUCAAACCAAAAUAUCACCUUGAUACCUUGUGUUGAAGCCACAUGUAAUACCACGGUUGAUAAAUUGGCUAGGACCAGGUAAUAACAAUUGUAACAAAGGCACACCCUGCCAUUAACUCCAGGUCAUUUUCAAUCAGUUUAUUUCUACGUUAUGACCUGGCUCAAAGGCUAUACUGAAUCAAGUGUAAUGUAAGAACAAUGUAGUUACAUAGGAUAUACUUGUAAUUAUCAUGUACCUAGCCAGGAGAAAGCAACGUAAUGUAUAUGUGGAAGUGCGACAUCGGCGGAUGCGGCGGAUUGAGACGCAUCCAAUGCUAGAUAUCUCUAGACCAUCUGUCUCAAGGCCCUUAUUGAAUUUGUCUUCAGACCAUGACCAACUCAACCCGUCUAGGCACAAAGGUGAGUCCAAGGUCCACAAACCAAUUAAAAUAUAAUUGACUGGAUCAUUUGUUAUUUUGUCAAUCAAUACUGAAAACACUGUGGUUGGAUGUAAUUUGUACAAAAUACCUAACGGUAAUAUAAUAGUUUUUCUGUGCUUUUUUAUUCAUAAUCAUCACUAUAGGACAAUCACAAUAACCCAACACCCUCCUCCCCCCCCCCCCUCCCUUUAGAAACAGCAAAAUGAAGAAGAAGAAGAAGAAGAAGAAGAAGAAGAAGAAGAAGAAGAAGAAGAAGAAGAAGAAGAAGAAGAAGAAGAAGAAGAAGAAGAAGAAGAAGAAGAAGAAGCAUUACAAAAUCCACCCUUGGAAGAAAAAUCAACAGAAAAAUGUACAAGACAUACAG
Coregonus sp. 'balchen' is the source of this 5427-nucleotide messenger RNA. Lineage: Eukaryota; Metazoa; Chordata; Actinopteri; Salmoniformes; Salmonidae. The record is from the annotation of a GenBank genome assembly.